This is a messenger RNA of Belonocnema kinseyi, 2487 nucleotides long. RefSeq names its product GRIP and coiled-coil domain-containing protein 1 (gene GCC88). The record is from RefSeq and is a predicted model, not a curated record. The coding region runs from base 285 to 2309 and encodes 674 amino acids. Gene Ontology annotation, cellular component: Golgi apparatus. NCBI's taxonomy places the organism in Eukaryota, Metazoa, Arthropoda, Insecta, Hymenoptera, Cynipidae. The transcript has 9 exons.
GACAUUGACAGCUCUGCCAAGUGCCAGGUGGCAGGUGGUGGUGCUUAUAUAUAAGAAUUUUAUUUGUAUCAUAUAUCUAUAUUUUUAUACCAGGAACACUAGAAAGUUCAAAUUUUUCAGUAAUUAAUUAAUCAUUUAAAACAUGUACAAUAAUGGAGUGCAGAAAUGAUCAAUAAAAGAAUUUAUAUAAUAUAUAUACGGUUAGAAGAAAAUGUCUAGUUUUUCACUAUUGUUGCUUCAUCCAGCUGUGCCUUAUUUGCUGUAAUUUUGUGUCCGAGUAAAUAAUGAACUCUAAUCAGACUGAAGAAAGAAGAAGUGAAUCAAUAAGGGAAUUAAAUUGUGAUCUUAACAAUAAAAUUGAAGACAAUAAUCCUGGUGAAGAUGGAAUGGAUGAUGUUAAAAAAGUCCAGGAAGAAACGCCUAAAACACACUUAUCAAAAUCAAAAAAUGAAGAUGGUGGAGUUAACAGUACAUCCAAAUCAUCUCCGAUAAAAUCUCGCAAGGAAGAGAGAAAAUCAGAGACUGUAGAAGAUUUAAAAAUGCAGCUUAAUACGUUAAUGAAUUCUUUAGCGACUCUUUCUGCUGAAAAGUCUAAAAUGGAAGCCCAGUUCCAGAUUGAUAGAAAGCAACUGAGAAACGAUAGAGAAGAGCAAGAAAGAGUGAUCAAGGAUUUAAGAGAAAAACUAAAACAGGCACAAAAUAGUUCACAUUCCGAGGUGGAGCAUUUGAAAUACAAAUUAAUAAUGGAACGUCACGAGAGAGAAAAGGAAGAAACUGACCAUACUGCUAUGAUGAAAGAACUGCAAAAGGUGGUGAAUAAUGAACGUCGAAUUAGAGAACAGUUGGAAUCGCAAGUCAAAGAAUUAAAGAGUCACGUCUCCAGCAAGUCUCAGAGUAAAAUUUUAGAAGCUGAAUUAGAAAUAAUGAGAAAUAAGUUGAAACAGGCAGAAGCAGCUGCUAAAGAAACGCCACCGAUGCUUCUUUCCCUGCAGGCUGAAAUGGCAGCGAUGAAAAAGCAACAUCGCAACGCGAUACUUGAGGAACAAAAGAAAGCAGAAACUGCUGAGCAGCAGACAAGGGCACACGCAAUGGUUCACGAAAAAAGAGUAGCCAGUUUAGAAGCUCGAUUGGCCGAACUUUCGGAUACAGUAGGCGGAUACGAUAGACUGAGACAGCAGGAUCAACAAGCAAUUCAGAAAUUGAAGGAUCAAUUGUCCCAUCUUCAAGAUAUGGAUCAGAGAGAUCGCUCAAGCAGCGAAUUUUCCAAAGAUCCGAAAAAGAUAGUUGCAAAAAUUCGCGAUCUUUACCUGUUUUUAAUGAAUUUAGACAAGGAAAAUUCUUGCGCCAAUGUCAAAGAUCUCUUAAAUAGUUUGCAUCUCAGCGACGCUCAUCAGGAUUCUGGGUACAAACUGAGAUACGAAAAUCUUCUGCAAGAAUUCGAAGAUUUCAAGCGACAAAUGGCAUUCUCGGGUAAUAACGGAACGAAGAAUGAACUGUCGAGUCUACAACGUAGUUUUAAGAAUUCAAAUGAAAGUGCAAACGAGCGGGCUCAAUUGCAACGUACAAAGACUCAUAACAGAAACUUGGAAGAGCGGAUUCGAUUGUUGAAUGAGGAAAUUGCAACGAGGGAACAGGAUUUUAAAAUCAAGUCAGAAAGUCAAAAUAAGGUGCUACAGGAUGAAAGGAUAAGAUGCGAGAGACUCUUAAAUCAAAAAGAUAAUGAAUAUCGAGGAAAGAUUUCAGCUUUAGAGCAUCAACUCUUACGACAAAGAGAGCGAUCUUUGGCUGUGAUUGAAGAAAAAGAUCAAGAGAUUUUAACAUUAAAGUCCUCAUUUCAAGCUUUAUUGCCAAGAAAAAAUUCUUCCUUUUCCCAAGACAAUAAAAAUCACGUAUUGUCAACUUCCGAAUCAGCCAGCGAACCUUCGGCUGAUUUAGUGACUGGACUGUUAACUGCUGAUAAUAAUCCGCCGAUGUUGCAUUAUGCUCAGGAAUUGGCGAGGAGAGAAAUUGAAGUUUCGGGCUUACGAAAACAAAACGUAGAACUCGAAGCGAUGCUACGAGAAAAGCAGAGGGACCUUUUCCACGAAACAGAAAGACACAAAGAUCAGUUGAAAAAAUUGCAAUCACAAAUUAUAAGACUGGAAGCUUGCAAAUCGAGAGAAGGAGCAAAUCUCGAAUAUCUAAAGAAUGUAAUUGUUAAUUAUUUAAUUACGAGUGAUCCAUCUAGUAAACAACAUAUGCUGAAUGCUAUUUCCACAGUAUUACACUUCACUCCUGAAGAAUCGGAGAAAAUUAGUCACUUCACGUGACCUCGAAGAAAACCAAAAAUAUUUUUCUAAGAGAGGAAAGUCCAUUUAGAUAGCAAUGAUUGUUUCAAUUUUCAUUAGAAUUUUGUUACGUUAAUAUAGGACGUAAUAGACUUAUUGUAAAAUAAUAAAUAGAAUUUUGAACUCUUUAAAUAUGUUGAAUAAAUCGAAAUAUUUAAAA